GUACAGUAAGUCAUGAAGACAAGCGGCAGUGGCAAUCAUUCACCCUGUAAACUGCCCGUCUCUAAUAGAUGCACCUAAUGUCCUCGUGCUCAGACUGUUACUCAGGCGGAGACCUGACUUUCAGAGCGAAAGAAUGCGAGGAGGAGUGCGAGGCUGAGCCUCUGCCGUCCACAGGAGAGCCCCGAGGGAGAGCAGCGCCCACUCCCCUGGAUCACGAUACUGACAUCCAUCUAACAUCGGGUCUGGAGGCUGGGCUGCACUGGCCCGGCUUCGCGAUCGGCCGUGCUGGACUCUGGGGGUGCUGCACAGAAGAUGAGGACUCAGAGGUGCCCGAACAGUUCAUGGUCCCCGCGCGCCCAGGCAGCGCGUCCUUUUGCUUCCAGGAGCACAGCCAAAACGGGACAACUCCACUCGCCUACAUCAGUUCCCAAAGUUUUACUGCGUCUCAGGGCAACUGUUCAGAGGGCGCGUCUCGCUCACAGGACACGAGGGGUGUAGUUAUUAACACGUUCGACUGGAUGAGGGCUAAAAGAAAGGACACACAAAGUUGCUCACUGGCGUGUGAAUUAACCAGAACCGCUACUGCGCGCACAAGCUUCACCACCCAGCAGCUGACCGAGCUGGAGAAAGAGUUUCACUUCAACAAAUACAUCAGCAGGUGCAGAAGGGCCGAGAUAGCGAGGAACCUGCGCCUGAGCGAGACGCAGGUGAAGAUCUGGUUUCAGAACAGACGGAUGAAGCAGAAGAAGAGAGAGAAGGAAGGCCUGAUGCCCCGCUGCUCCAGCCCGGACUCCCUGCCCCGCGCGCACCUCCUGUUGCGCGAGCUGCCGCCGAAAAAGUGCCUCUGUGCUUGAAUUGAACUCAUUCAAACUUUCCUGCCACUGAGCAGAAUGCGUCCUCUCAGUUACUUGC
Colossoma macropomum (tambaqui) is the source of this 912-nucleotide messenger RNA. Its product is annotated as homeobox protein Hox-B1-like. NCBI's taxonomy places the organism in Eukaryota, Metazoa, Chordata, Actinopteri, Characiformes, Serrasalmidae. Gene Ontology annotation, molecular function: DNA-binding transcription factor activity, RNA polymerase II-specific; RNA polymerase II cis-regulatory region sequence-specific DNA binding. Gene Ontology annotation, cellular component: nucleus. The record is from RefSeq and is a predicted model, not a curated record. The transcript has 2 exons. Gene Ontology annotation, biological process: regulation of transcription by RNA polymerase II. The coding region runs from base 69 to 854 and encodes 261 amino acids.